GGCCUGCCGGGUAAUCUAAGAUGGCGGGGCGGCCUCGGCCCGAAUCGGGCUGCCCGGCAGGGAGUACGGCUGCCCCACGGCGCGACGGCCCGGCGGCUUCGGCCCUGCUCCGGUGCGGAAGACCGGUGGAGGCCGCCGCGUGAGUGUUGCUUCGGGUACAACUGUUGCUGCUUUGGUGCUCUGGCUGUCAGAGAAACCCUUGGAUUUGUAGGGAGCCAUGGAGAAAAUGGCCAGAGUGACCACCGCUCUUGGGGGCAAUACUAUCACUGGACGGACCAUGUGCUGCCACCUGGAUGCCCCCUCUAAUGCCAUAAGCGUGUGCCGUGACGCUGCCCAGGUGGUGGUCGCUGGGCGCAACAUUUUUAAGAUCUACUCCAUCGAAGAAGACCAGUUUGUGGAAAAACUGAACUUACGUGUGGGCCGCAAGCCGUCUCUGAACUUCAGCUGUGCCGAUGUGGUGUGGCACCAGAUGGAUGAGAAUUUGCUGGCCACGGCAGCCACAAAUGGUGUGGUGGUGACGUGGAACCUUGGCAAACCCUCCCGGAAUAAACAGGACCAGCUUUUCAUGGAGCACAAGCGAACGGUGAACAAGGUGUGCUUCCACCCUACGGAGGUAUAUAUGCUCCUUAGCGGGUCUCAGGAUGGCUACAUGAAGUGCUUCGACCUCAGGAAGAAGGAUUCGGUUAGCACUUUCUCAGGUCAGUCAGAAAGCGUGCGUGACGUCCAGUUUAGCAUCCGUGACUACUUCACCUUUGCUGCAACCUUUGAAAAUGGCAAUGUUCAACUAUGGGAUAUCCGUCGGCCUGACCGCUACGAGAGGAUGUUCACAGCCCACAACGGACCAGUAUUCUGCUGUGAUUGGCAUCCGGAAGAUAGAGGCUGGUUGGCAACGGGGGGCCGAGACAAGAUGGUGAAGGUCUGGGACAUGAACACCAACCGGGCCAAAGAGAUCUACUGUGUGCAAACGAUCGCCUCUGUCGCCCGGGUCAAGUGGAGGCCAGAAUGCAAGCACCACAUUGCCACCUGUUCUAUGAUGGUGGACCACAACAUCUACGUGUGGGACAUCCGACGCCCAUUCAUCCCCUCUGCCAUGUUUGAGGAGCACAAAGAUGUCACCACUGGGAUUGUCUGGCGUCAUCUGCAUGACCCUUACUUCCUCCUCUCAGGUUCCAAGGACAGCACGCUUUAUCAGCAUAUCUUCAAGGAUGCCAGCCAGCCUAUCGAACGGGCUAACCCAGAGGGUCUCUGCUACAGCCUCUUUGGAGACUUAGCUUUUGCUGCCAAGGAGAGCCUCAUUUCCUCUGAUUCAAACCGGAAGCCCUACCUUGGCGACCGGCGUCAUCCCAUCUUCUUCAAGCGGAAGCUGGACCCCACGGAGCAGUUUGAGUUCAUCUCCUCCUCCAGCGCCCUCACCGUCUUCGAAGCAGACACAGAGUGCGACGCCAGCAGCAUGGAUUGGUUCGUGCAAACGGCCAAACAGUACGUACUGACCGGGCGACCGCUGGCAGAGCUGUGUGACCACAACGCCAAAGUCGCCAAAGAGCUCAAGCGCAACCAAGUUGCUCAGACGUGGACAAUGCUCCGGAUUAUUUAUUCAAGCCCUGGCACUGUGCCUACCACGAACCUCAAUCACAGCCUGGGAAAAAGUAGCUCUAGCCUUCCACUCAUGAAUAGCUUUAACUUGAAAGAUAUUCCCUCUGGAAUAGGCACCGAGUCAAGGCUGGAGAGGACCAAGGGGGAGAACCGUCCUGAAGCCAUCCUCAUGGAUUCAUCCUCAACUCUGAUCAAUAAUGAUGAGAACGAGGAGACUGAAGGAAGCGAUGUUCCUGCAGAUUAUCUCCUGGGGGAUGUGGAAGCUGACGAGGAUGAUCUGUACAUGAUGGACCACGAGAAUCCUCACCCUGAAGAGCAAGAAUAUAUCCUUCCGCAGGAAGCCUUUCCGUUACGCCACGAGAUCGUGGACAACCCCUCUGCCCUGGACCACCUACAGGACAAAGCUGACUCGCCCCAUGUCAGCGGCAACGAGGCGGAGACCGUGUCUCUCACCCCCGUGGAAUCGUUCUCCCUCAUUUCCAUUUCACACUCCCUCUACGAGAAUCGCCUGCCGACUGACUUCUUCAACCCCAUCGUCCACGACAUGCUGCUCUUCUACGCCGAGCAAGGGGACGUGCAGAUGGCCGUGUCGGUCCUGAUUGUGCUGGGGGAUCGCAUCAAGAAGGGGAUUGAUGACCAGGCGCAGGAGCACUGGUACACUUCGUACAUUGACCUGCUGCAGCGCUUCCAGCUUUGGAACAUCUCCAACGAAGUGAUCAAGCUAAGCACCUGCAGGGCCGUCAACUGCCUCAACCAGGCCUCCACCACUCUGCACAUCAACUGCAGCAACUGCAAGCGGCCAAUGAGCAACAAGGGCUGGAUCUGUGACCGGUGUCGGCAGUGUGCCAGCAUGUGUGCUGUGUGUCACCACGUGGUGAAGGGCCUCUUUGUGUGGUGUCAAGGCUGCAGUCACGGUGGUCAUCUGCAACAUAUCAUGAAAUGGCUGGAGACCAGUUCCCACUGCCCUACAGGAUGCGGUCACCUAUGUGAAUACACCUGAACUUAAGAGAAUUUUUAUGUCUGUUGGAUCCAAAAUCCAGGGGCUGCCUGGAAUUGAGAACAUCGCUUUGGGGAGAGAAGGGAGAAGGUCGCCAUCGUUGGUAGUCUAGAGGGCUGCCCUGAAAGCUGAGCAGGUUGGAUAUUGCAAAAGGGACUGCAACUUUGCUGCUUCCUGAAAAAGCAGCAUAGCCAAAUAUUUGCUCAGAGGAUUCUGCUGGAAAACUUCAUUUAGUCGUUUUCUUCUAAUUUUCUGCUGUGUAGGCAGUUUCUUGUUACCAUGAUUCUAUACAAAACCUGCUUCUUUAUUAGCCAGGAUGGCUCCAGAAAGCUUCAGGCAAUUCUUUUUAUACUGAAUUAAACAAACAAAGUGAAAUUUACUGCUUGCUCAUUUGUAUUAGAUUUGCAAACCUUUCUGUAUAAAGGCUUCUAAAGAACUGGCUGGCCACAGAGCAGCAUUGAAGUUCUUUCCUCAAAAAGGAGACAUCAGAAUCCAUAUUUUGCUGAUCUCAGGCCAAAAGUUCAUUUCCAGCUCUCAGAUGGAGAACAUGCAGUACGGCUGAGCAAGAGAGGGUUUUAUAUUUUAUUGAAAUAGUUUUAGGAUUCCAUGCAGAAUAACUAAACAAUAACAUUUUAUCUGAUGAGGCUUAGUUAGAGAUCCUCUGCUCUUAAUACGCCUCUAAAGUUUUUAAAGGGGAAAAAUACUUGGUUACGCACUGUGUUCCUAUCGGUUUUGAAAACAAGUCCAUCUGUGAUCUAACAGAAUUUCAUCUCAGGUACAUAGAAUUACAGCCUUAGUCUUGUUAGAGUAUGAAGGUAAAAUAAAGAGUGUCAUGGCUUGUUUUGC
This is a messenger RNA of Python bivittatus (Burmese python), 3436 nucleotides long. RefSeq names its product WD repeat domain 24 (gene WDR24). Gene Ontology annotation, molecular function: protein binding. NCBI's taxonomy places the organism in Eukaryota, Metazoa, Chordata, Lepidosauria, Squamata, Pythonidae. Gene Ontology annotation, biological process: positive regulation of macroautophagy; cellular response to amino acid starvation; positive regulation of TORC1 signaling. The record is from RefSeq and is a predicted model, not a curated record. Gene Ontology annotation, cellular component: vacuolar membrane; cytosol; GATOR2 complex.